GAUAAAAAUAAAUUAUAAAUAAUUGUUAGUACUAUAAAAAUAAGAUAAAUAAAAGUUGAUGUAAUAUUGGUUAUCUGUGCAUGAAAGACUGGAUUAGAAACAUUAAAUUGAAAUUUGGUUAUGAAUUUAUAAAACAAAAAAAAUGAUAUUUUUUGAUGUUUUUGCUAUGGACACUUUCAUUUAUUAUUGUAAUUUAAAAGGUUGAGGCAUUUAGGAAAGUUGUAUGCUUGCCACCAUCAUGAAUACAUCCUCCCCUGGAUUUGUUGGACUCUUUGGACUUCUCGCAACACGCUAAUCUUCAUGGAUCAGACCUUCUUUCCCGAGGAAGUAGCUACGAAAGCACUAUGAUUAGCUCAGGAAUGGACUUUCGCGCAAGGUUUUAAGGAACAAACAGCCAAUCAAGCGAAGAUCUUACCUAAAAGGCUUCAGCUCCAACCCGACUAGAACACGAGAAUGACAUGUAAAACGGACGCCGCCUGGAACAAGCUAUUGAACAGAGCAGGUCUCGCCCGGAUCUUCAGGGAUUCAACAGGAACUUGCAAGCACAGAGGAGCGAUGACCCAAGACUUUGUCACCAGCCCACUGAUCGCAGAAGCCCUAGCUCUCCGAUUGGGAAUCAUCACUACAGUAGCUAUGGGGAUCUCGGAUUUUCAGAUGCUGACUAACAACUCAACGCUCGUUACAUGCAAAACUCAGAGAUCUAUGGUAUCGUGAGAGAUAUCCAGCAAAUCUCUCUUGCCUUUGUCGAUAUCGUCUUUUCUCAUGUGUUUCUCGUUCGCCUAAAGGUGAUGCUGAGGCAUUAGCAAAAGCCACCUUGAGCGGCUUAUCUGUAGUGGAUUCAUCCUUGGAGUACAAAGUUGAGUAUGAAGCCAUUUUCUUUACUUUAAUGGGAAGCUUGGAAUGAGAAGCUGUUGUAGUUUGAAUUGGCUUAGUUUCAGUUAUUCCUCCAAGCUUGAUAGGUUUAGGCCACAAAGUCACCAUCUCUAGCCAGUAUGUAUAUUAUCUAGAUCCUGGGUAUUAUUAGUGAUGAUAUCUGCAAGAAUUUCUCAACAACAUUUAUUAAUAAAAAAAAUAAAAAGUGAGAGAGAGAGUACAUAUAGAAAAAAAAGAAGAAUCCAUUCUCUGUUGAGAAAUUGUCAAAAUAAGAGAUUAUCUAGCGCUUGUACCUUUUUAAUUGGUAAAAAAUUAAAUAUAAUUAAACAAUUCAGUUUAUUUAAAUACAAAUAUAAUACUUUUGAAAAAUCCAUAAAGAAUUGAUGAGUGUGGAGCCGAGAAAAUGCUCUCUAGUAACCCUUUGUGAAUUUUAUUUUUCUGUCAUUGGAGUGUGUUUUUAAAACUUUUUUAAGUGAGUGAAGGUGGUCAAAUCAUGUUUUUACUGUCUUCUUAACUUUUCAGUGAGUGAAGGUGGUUCGAUCCUUUAGGGUAGCAUUAGUGAUGAUGUAGUUACAAAUACAUUUUAGUGUUUGUAACUAUGUUCUUCACUUAUUGAAAUUUGGGUAGUUGACAAGUGCAAUCUUAAUUCAUUUCUUGAGAAUUAAGCUUUUGAAAGUAAUGUAUGUGACUAUGGACAUAGCCUUAAUGACAUUAGCUCUAGAGGACGAUGUGCUCUUUACCGUACCAGAUCUCUUGGGAUUCAGUUUGUCGGAAGAUAACUAACUCAGCCUUAUGGGUAGGGCCCUGAACCCGGAGUGUCAGCGGAUGUCAAGGCUCAUCCUUAAUAUACCACAAAAUGGCAAAAAAAAGAAAGGAUUCAUGGAGUGGUUCUCUCUGAAAAAAAAUUUCAAUUUAUUUUAAAAAAUAAACACGACUUUCUGGAUGUGCUUGAAAAAGAGGUUCAUAUCUUCAACGAAUGGAUAUAUCAAAUCAACUUGUAUAAAAGAAACUUUUUAUACAAAGAUUACAUAAAACUAACAGAAUUUCUAAAAUUUGCAAAUAUCAAAAGGAAAAAAUUGGUAUUACAAUUAUUUUAAAACUCUUUAAAAAGAUUGAAUAGGAUUUUGAAAAUCUUCUUUAGUAAUAAAAAUUGUAUGAUUAUAAAAUAGACUUAAAUAAUAUUUUAAAUUUGUAAGAUAUUUUAUAUUUAUAUUCUUAUAUAUAUUAUUGAAUGUCAUAUUUUAAUAGAUUUAUUGUAAUUAUGAUAUAUGAGUUAUACCAUAGUUUAAAAAGUUUAACAAAAAUAAAAAUUAAUAUUAAAUGUAACCGUCAAUAUCACAUUUAAACAUAAGUCAUGUCAUUAUUUAUAGUAUGUCAUACCAUAUUUUUUUUAGAAAAAUGAUUGUACAAAGAAUACGCGUAAAAUCACUUUGCAGAUAAUGUAUAGAGAAUUAAUCCAACCGGUUUGAGUAGGUUUAACAAUGUUUUGGAAGAAAAGCAUUAACAUUGAUAUAAAAUAUGUGGAUAAUAACUUUAUCGAUUGUUUAGUUCAGUUUGGAGAAAUGAAUAUUUACUAAAUCAAAUUGGGUCUCAAAGGGUGAAAAUUUGCUAAGUGGAUCAAGUUUAAGUAUGCAAUUAGUUGAUAGGACUCAUAAUUUUAAUUUGCAAAGAGGGUCACUUUGCUUUUUGAUUAUGUGUUAAAGUCCCUACACACCCUAAUCGACUAACGUAUUAACGGAAUUGACAUUGUGUCCUUGAAUCAUUUCCACAUGUGAGAGAUCCUCUCUUUCUCAAGGAAAAUGACCUAAUAACUUGCUGCUCAACUCAUAAGUUAUGUCUAAACCAGCAGAAAAUCCUUCUUCCCCAUUAUUGCCUUAGCUCUGCUCACGAAAAGUAAUAUGACCUAAAUUUGAUAUUUCUCUCCAAUAUCUGUUUGAAGCUUGGGAGAUCGAUUGGUUAUUUUCGUUCAAUCAACCGAAAUUUCAUAAAAAUGGCAUUCAAAAUUGAAACAAGCUGUAUGAAUUUAUAACUUAUAAUUGUUAAAUACACAAUUAAUGAUAUAUUAUUCCAUUUUAUUAUAUACUAAAUAUAUAACUUAUAUUAACUUAUAAUUUUUUUAGACAAAAAAAAAAUAUAAUUUUGAUUCAUAAUUAUUCUCAUAGUUUCUAAUAGUUAAUAACUCAUACGAAAAAUAUAGAUAUUUGGAAUUACUCUUUGUUUCUAGUACUGCCAUUUUCUAAAAUUUUGAUUGGGUAUUUUGGAAAAGCGAAAACCAAGUCAAUGCUUUAUAUUUUUUAAUAAAGUCAAUGCUUUACUUCUUCCUUUUUAGAAACCCAUAGGACGUCAUUAUUUUUUGGUUAUUUUACUCAAAUAAAAAAUAAUCAAAAUUAUUUAGUUAUACACAUAUAAGUCACAGGGCCUGCAUGUGUUGCUCUAUAUAUACGAAGACAAAGAAGAUGAGUUAGAAUUUGAAGGUGGAAAAAAGGGAAAGAAAGAAAAGAGAGGAUCAAUGUUGAUAAAAAGAAUAGAGCUCUGUAUAGAGAUAGUGAAGAAAACAAUGGAUUUUGCGGUAGUGGUGGCUGAGGCCGCGAAAGUCUUCUUGAGGAACGCUCCUCAGGCUCCGCCCGCUCUCCUACGCCAAGGCCCCUACUAUUACUCCGCCUCGACCCCUCGUCCUUCCCCUUACAUGAUUGGCUAUCUUCCAUGAGAUUAUAAUUCCUUAUGAGAUUUCUGUAAUUAAUUACUUGGUUAAAAAAUUAAUGUAAAUUAUAUGCUUUCUUUGGUUUUUUCAACAUGUAUUAUACGGAUAGAAACUGGUCGGGGAUGUUGCACCAGCUAUAAUCCCAUAAACCGGAAGCUACAUAUCCAAGUUAUCUUGUAAAUAAAAAUUUUUCUUGUAAAAGUAGUUAUCUUGUAAAUUGCAAAGUUUUAUAAUGAAUCACAUUUCUUAUAUA
Molecule: messenger RNA, 3827 nt
Organism: Brassica rapa (field mustard)
Lineage: Eukaryota; Viridiplantae; Streptophyta; Magnoliopsida; Brassicales; Brassicaceae
Source: RefSeq, a predicted model, not a curated record